UAGUGAAAGUUUAAUUUAUUUCUCUUUUCUGUCAGUGAAACGCUGCCACUAAAAGAAGGCAAGCAGUGUUGGGGGGCGGAUUGAUGGUUGCGUCCAGCUUCCGGUUUCCGCCUCUGGGCCGCUUCCGGAAGCUCUCCUUAAAAUACUGAACUGCUCUUUGGAAGUCACCCGGCCGGAGUAGUUGGAGUCAGUUCUCGGGCCUGAGCCUCCAGGCCAGGCUCCUGGGUGUCGUUAAUGUUCGGGGCCGCCGGGCGCCAACCGAUCGGAGCUCCAGCCGCCGGGAACAGCUGUAACGGGAAUUGAUCCCAGGACCUCGUGCUUGCCAGGCAGACACUGUGCCACUGAGCUAUAUCCCCGGCUCAAUUUGGACAAUCUUAAGUAAACUAUUAAUGAACUGUUGUUUUAGACGUUAUACCCAGUGCCAGCUGUUCCCAGAAGAUUUUACUUCCAAGCAUUUCAGUAGAACUAUGGAGGAGCUGGUUCACGACCUGGUCUCAGCCCUGGAGGAGAGCUCAGAACAAGCCCGCGGUGGGUUUGCCGAAACGGGGGACCACUCUCGCAGCCUGUCCUGCCCUCUGAAACGCCAGGCCCGGAAAAGAAGAGGGAGGAAGCGGAGGUCCUGCAAUGGCCACCACCCAUGGGAGACUGGGUACUGCCUAAGCGAAGGCUCUGAUUCCAGUUUAGAAGAACCAAGCAAAGACUAUAGAGAGAGUCACAAUAAUAAUAAGAAAGAUCACAGUGACUCUGACGACCAAAUGUUAGUGGCCAAGCGCAGGCCGACCUCAAACCUAAAUAAUAAUGUCCGAGGGAAGAGACCUCUGUGGCAGGAGCCCGACUUUGCCGUUGACAACCUGGGGACCAGAACUCUGCGCAGGAGGAGAAAGGUAAAGCGCAUGGCGGUGGAUGUCCCACAGGACAUCUCCAGCAAACGGACAAUGACCCAGCCGCCUGAGGGCUGUAGAGAUCAGGACAUGGACCAUGACAGAGCCUGCCAGUAUCAAGAAUUUACCAAGAACAAAGUGAAAAAAAGGAAGUUGAAAAUAAUCAGACAAGGACCAAAGAUGCAAGACGAAGGCGUCGUUUUAGAAAGUGAGGAAAUGAACCAGGCCAAUAAAGACAAAAUGGAUUAUGAAGAGCAAAAGGUCUCAGAUGAGCUCAUGAGCGAAAGUGAUUCUAGCAGUCUCAGCAGCACUGACGCUGGUUUGUUUACCAAUGAUGAAGGAAGACAAGGCGAUGACGAGCAGAGCGACUGGUGCUAUGAGAAGGAGUCGGGCGGGGCGUGCGGCAUCGCUGGGGUCGUGCCCUGGUGGGAGAAGGAGGGUCUCACUGAGCUGGACAAGGACUUGCCAGACCCCGUCUUUGAAAGUAUCUUAACUGGGUCCUUCCCCCUCAUGUCACCUCCAGGGAGGAGAGGUUUCCAAGCUAGACUCAGUCGCCUUCAAGGAAUGCCUUCAAAGAAUGUUAAAAAGUCUGGAGGGACCCCACCUGCAAUGGUGCCGACUCCAGGCCCGGUCAGUAACAAGAAGAUAGUCUACUUCUCCCCCGACUCGCAGCACCACGACCACUGGUUUGGCCCCGGGGCCAGGACAGAGCACGGCCAGCAUCAACUUCUGAGAGAUAACCGAGCCGAACGAGGACACAAGAAAAACUGUUCGGGGAAAACAGCCAGCAGGCAAACAAGCAUGCAUUUAGGAUCCUUAUGCACCGGAGACAUCAAAAGGAGAAGAAAAGCCGCACCUUUGCCUGGACCUACUGCUGCAGGGUGGGUCGGUGAAAACGCCCAGCCCAUCCUAGAAAACAACAUUGGGAACCGCAUGCUGCAGAACAUGGGCUGGAGUCCGGGCUCGGGCCUCGGCCGGGAUGGCAAGGGGAUCGCAGAGCCAAUCCGAGCGGUGCAGAGGCCAAAAGGCUUAGGACUUGGAUUUCCUCUUCCAAAAAGCACUCUUGCAGCUCCUACCCCCGCCUCAGGAAAAUCCCCCUGAGAAGAGCAAGAAAGAAAGGUGUUACAGUUUUUACUCAGCUGUCCCUUUGUUCUGAAACGACUUAUACCUUCUGGUUUUGAAGAAGAAAUCAACGUUGCCUCAAACUUAUCACUAGCUUCCCAAUCCAGUCCUGCGGAGGGACACUGUCCAUGGUGCUGAAGCGAACACCUGUGCCCUGUAAAUUCUUUCAGUCAUUUCUAGCCAUUUCUUAUUUUGAUCUCAGACGUCGAUGCUGCUCACUAUAGCUCAGUCCGUGUAUGCAUGCGAUGCCCAGAUAGAUGUGAGCACCGCGUGCUUCCAAAGUAGGGUCAUACCUCCUUUCAUCCCUUCUUCAUUUUCUAAGCGAAAUGCUGAGAGGCUGGGCGAUUUCAUAGUCCCUGAAUUUGGCUUAAUUUCAUAGCUUUGGACAACGUAGUAUAACGUUCACAGCAAAGAGCAACUCCUGUUUGCCUCAGACAUGUGACAAAAAUGAACCUCACCAUUAUCACCAGAGUGCCCUCAACAUUACUUUAGUGCAGAUUUUAUAAAUUUUACCUCAUGUAGCACAUAAAACAAUUAUUGAAAGAAAAAUGUAUUUUUAAAAUUUACCAUGACUGAACUGUAAAUUCUAUUCAUCCUGACAUCUACCUCUCUCUUCCCAAAGGCUGAUACUUUUUUAAGAUCAACUCAAGUGUAAGAAACUGAUUUUAAAUUUUAAUUGUUGGAGUAAAUCAUAAGACUGUUGAAUCAAUUUAUUUGAAGGGUUAAACGGCUCUCCCAAGAAUUCAGAUUUCUGGCAAUGUCUUGACCCCUUUACAAGGUGAACAAGAGAAAGGGAAAGGAACCUAAAUCCCCUUUUAAAAAUCCAAGCUGAUACUUCACAUCUAAAAUCAGUUAUUUUUAUGUUAUGCUUGGAUUGAGGUAUUUCUCCACCAUGUGUCAUAGUAUCGAAGACUCUAAAUUACUCUUAGUUUGAUGGGGUUGGUUUGUUAUUUUCAUCAUGAAGAUUUAAUAAUUACUGCAUUCUAUUUCUAAAGACCUGUAUUUGCUGAGUAAAGGUCAAGAGAGCCCAUAUAAAUCACUUUUCUAGUAGUUUUUUUUUUUUUUUUUUAAAUUUUGCAAGUUGUCCAGAAAGAGUUUUUAAAGGCAACAGAGAAUGGAUCUUUGUCCGGUGGUCCCCUAAACAAAAACAUGUCCCCUGCCAAGUCAGGGAGGGAGAGUCACUAUGAUUUGAAAGACUUUCUGGAUUGCCAAAGGUACGCAUUUCUUUUAAGAAUGACCUUCUUUCCUAGGGGCGUGUGGUCAGAGAGCAGGACAUUUAAGGGACUGUAGACUGCCGGCUGAGCUGCUCCGUGAAGCAUUUGUGUGAGCCAAAGUGACCUUAGAUGGUUACUUUCUGAAAGUUUGUCACUAGAAAUUUGCCAUGUUUAAAUUAUUUUGUCUAAAUGCUCACUGUAUUUAUGUAGGGGGGAAGUGACGGUGGAGAUUAUGUAAAGACUUUAAAACUUCUUUGUAAUAGUGUAUGGUGUCCGAAGAUCUAUUGCAAAUGUGUUUUGUUUUUUAGUUUUAAUUUUGUUUUUUAAUUCCAUUGCCUGAAAUCUUCUGAAGUCCUAGAAUUUCACAAAGCCCAGUCUUGAGCCCUGGUAGUGGGGAGGCCAUGGCAAAGCUGGUGUGACCCUCCUGGAAAGGAGGCUGUGGCUUUUCUCUCCGUCUUGUCCUAAAGGUUGCCAAACCCUCACUGUACAGAACACUCGCAUACCAACGUGAUGCGGGGCGUGAUGACCCGCGCAGUUCUUAUGCAGGCUUCUUCUCGUCCCUUUCUGCACUGGUACAAACUUGCUGAAGCUCCUCCUGGAACAUGCUCGCUCAGCCUGCCUAGCACCCCGAAGAGCAUCCUUCACGGUUUCUAGGAACAGAAGGGGCUUCUCCGUCUUGACCCCUAGAGCCCGACCUGCAGCUCACAGAAGGAGCAUAAUUCAUGCCCUGUGGAGAUGGUGAACUGCAGAAUCUGCGAGGCCCUCUCGGGGCAGGGAAGGGCAGCCCCCGACCACCCCCGACUCCCGGCCUCAGCGCAGAGCCCACCUUCCGGUCACAUCACAAUUAGGAAAUUUCAGUGCAACCCAAAUGUCUUUCUAGAAUAUGAAACCCACUAAUAUAUGUUUUGCAUGUAGUUACAUUAAUUUCUGCCAAGGAACAUGUCCCUAGGACCCAAAGCAUCCAAAACAGUUCCUGGUGUAGAAUGCGUCAUUCACAGCUCCUUGAAAAGGUGGCGAGAUCCUCCCCGCUCCCGCACGAAGCCACUCUUGCCUUCUGCAGAUAACUGGUUGUGCCUCCUUCCUGCCGAGAUGAUAAUCCAUUCCCCACAGUAUCCCAGACGGGUGGGAGUGGCCACAGCACUGACUUGAUAUGAGCCAGACUGUGUGCUGCAGUCAUUUCCUUCCUUCUUUUAUCAGCUGUAUACCCCUCAGAUUCGUUUGCAGUUUUAAAUUAUCUGACACCUUUUUAAAAGAAAAUUCAUUGCUAACUAAAAUUGACUAGUUCAUUGGUCUUAGCAUUUGAAGACGCAGAUUUUAUAACUCAUACUGUGGUUAUCAAACAGGAGUUAAACAGUAAGGUUACACCUGGGCAUUGUGACACACUCCUGUAAUCCCAGCACUCAGGAGGCUGAAACAGGAAGAUCUCCAAGACUUUGAGGCUAGCCUGGGCUACUUAGUGAGUUCAAGGGUAGGCUGAACUACAUGGUGACACUAUGUCUCAAAAGAACUGUAGGGUUACAGUCAAUAUGUCCAUGUCGGUAGAUUUACAGCACACAUGUAUGCAGUUUACAGACAUGAUUGCAAAAUGCUGCUUUUAUUAAUAUGUUCAUUUCAACAUUAUUAAUUGGUUUUCUCUUAACUAACUUAAAAUGCUUCCCUUUAGUACAUUUCUCUUUGGGCAGAUAUUUCAUGAAAGAGGAGAAUCACUGCUGAUACCCAUUUUAAAACUAUUUUCAUCUUUUUUUCUGUCUCUUAAAAAGAAAAGUGAUCUCACUGGUAUUGCAAAAUGAAGCUGUUAGAAAAUAAUACUUAGGAUUAUUUUUAGGUUUAUUUUUUCUUUUGGUAGGAAGCUGUACUGAUGGUAUAAUAAAGAAAGAAAGAAUAAAACAAUGUUUAAUAAUGGUAUUUAUAAGCAAUCAUUGUGUUUCUGCUUUACAUGUUUUCCUUUCAACCUAAAGUAAUAAAAAUAAAAUUGAAAGUA
Chinchilla lanigera (long-tailed chinchilla) is the source of this 5198-nucleotide messenger RNA. RefSeq names its product G patch domain containing 2 (gene Gpatch2). The transcript has 11 exons. Gene Ontology annotation, molecular function: nucleic acid binding. NCBI's taxonomy places the organism in Eukaryota, Metazoa, Chordata, Mammalia, Rodentia, Chinchillidae. The record is from RefSeq and is a predicted model, not a curated record. The coding region runs from base 390 to 1982 and encodes 530 amino acids.